Xyrauchen texanus (razorback sucker) is the source of this 3276-nucleotide messenger RNA. RefSeq lists its product as uncharacterized. NCBI's taxonomy places the organism in Eukaryota, Metazoa, Chordata, Actinopteri, Cypriniformes, Catostomidae. The transcript has 13 exons. The record is from RefSeq and is a predicted model, not a curated record. Gene Ontology annotation, cellular component: nuclear envelope; membrane; meiotic nuclear membrane microtubule tethering complex. The coding region runs from base 275 to 2230 and encodes 651 amino acids.
UUUCCACGGAUCUCAAAAGAAUGAGCUUAUUAAAGUGAACCAUUCGGGGCAGAUUUGCUCUUUAUCUCAUACCGCUCAGAGUAGUGUCUCAGUCUAUGUGUACUUUAUCAACGUAAAGCAUACCUGGCACCUCAAAGUUGAACCGAUAUUUUUACCCUGAGGAUAAAAACUUUGGUGCACCUGUUUGAUUCCCGAAGCCGUGGAGAGUUCCCUGAAGAAAAAAGCCGGAGGACGCUGGAGUGAAGUUGGUGAGGUGGCACUUGGUGAUGGUAGAAUGUUAGGAGAGAUGUCACUCAAAACCAGUUACCAUGGAAACGGCAGAGUUAGCCCCAGAGGAAGUGAUGAAGACAGGGAAGAGAGGCAAACAUAUGUUGUUGAUAUGAACUCCCAAACAUGUGUUGGUCAGUACUUGCAGUCCCCAGAGUCCUGCUUCCAAGAGAGACACUUGCAACCACAAGAUGAUUUGAAUGUCUUUGAGGGGUCAUCUGUUGGAGACUUAAGCCAAGAUUUUUCCUUCUCCCUUGAAAGCUGUGUUAAGUUGGAGAAAAGGUGGAUGCUGUGGUAUCAGUUCAUGAAAGAACAUUCCUGCUUGGACGACUGGCUUCAGUUAGCUGAGAAAAAAGCUGCGUCCCCUAACUCGAGCCAUGUGCUGUAUGUUAUGGCUAAAGAAGAAUUACAAAAGUAUGAGAGCCUUCGUGCUGAAGCCAGAAUACGUUUAAGUCAGGUGGACAGCCUGACCCAGAUGAGCCGAACUCUGGUUGGCCUGUUCAGAGGUGCUAUGGGUGCACGGCUAGUGGAAAUGACUAAGGACUGUGGACAGCGCUGGGACCAGCUCAGCAACACCGUGGACACUGUCUGCCGCCGGUUAAAGCACUUUGUGUGCCAGCGGGAGAAUUUUGAGAGGCAGAGGGAAGAGAUUGCCGUGUGGCUGGCUGAUAUGGACCUCAGGCUGACUGAAGUGGAGCACUUCUCAGGCAAAGACACCUGCUCGAAGAUGCACCAGCUUCAGGGAUUUCAGGAGGCCGUGGGAGAGAGUGCAGACCGACUGAACGAUUUGCUCCAGUGUGGAGAAGAGCUGAUCCAGAGGAGCGAACCGGCUGAUGCCCAGGCCAUUGAGAGCCAGCUGCAGGAUCUCCUGCUUCAAUGUAAUGGUGUCUUUCAGGGCCUGGGCCACCUGCACACACGCCUGCUCAGCAUGAGACUGGUUUUUGAAGAGGACUGGGCUCUGGGUGCUCCGGACUCUGGCUGUCCUUCUGAGAGUGUGCUGGAUGAUGAAUAUUUUGUAGACCAUGCCAUGGCCACUCGGCCUCAGGGCUCUCUUCAUCAGACCAACCAAGACCACCUGGUUCUGGAGUGGGACCCUUCAGUUGACAUUGGUGGUUCCAUGUCCCAUGAUGAUGCAGACUCCUCUUACUUCACUGCAGGUGUGUCUUGCACAGAGGAACUGGCUAAAUAUCCUUUGAGGAGGAGAGUCUACAUAAAUCCUGUGGACUUUCAACCAGACAAUGCUGCUAUCAGUAUCAAACAACCAGGCAUGGAGAGGAGCUUAGAGCAUUCCGCCCCACCCCAGACGCCAGUUAGCAGAGAUUGCAAGCCCCUGUAUCCUGGUCCAUUUAAGACCUCCACACCUGAAACACUGUCUCCUGAGCCUGUGACCUUUGACCUUGAGCGCAUCAGCGCAUGGCUGGGCCAGUCGCACCAACUUUGUUCUAAAGCAGUUCAGACAGAGCAUGUUCCACAGCCCUGCUCCAGUUUUCCAUUUUUGGCAUCCAGAGAUGAGGGGGGAGCUGAGUAUGAAGAGAAUGUGCUCCCCAUGAGGUGCCCCCACCCACAGCAAGCUCUGCACACAUGCUCCUAUCCCCACCCAACUAUGUCAUAUGACCUCCAGCAUCACUCUUAUACACGUCACCAAGACCCACAGAGACUGCAGGAGAGACUUUGUUUCCCUGAUUCACUGGAGGACAACACCCAUACAAAGUUGAGUUGUGAGCCAUGUAAUCCAAAGGCCUCUUCUGGCAGCUCGUGUCAUGGGGGCCCCUGGCUCUUUGGACCCCUAAAGCUUUCUGAAGCGCGAAAGGCCUCUGCAGCACUGUUUGUCAUCUUGUGUGCCCUCCUGCUAGCUGUUAUGAUCUGGCCCUUCAUAUUACACGAUACCCCAUGCCAUUGGUCUAAUACCCUAACACGCUCCUUCCACCUGACCCUACAUUACAAAGGACCCCCUCCCACCUGAUGAAGCAAACUGCAGUUUAUGUAACCAAAAAGCAAAGUGCAGAGUUUAGCAAAUGCAUUCUCAUUAUAGGAUUUUAAAAGGGGUAGUUCAUCCAAAAAUACAAAAUUCUGUAAUUUACGUGCAUGUUGUACCAAAUCUGUAUGUUUUUGUUUACGUGUAACAAAAGGACAUGUUAGACUGAAUGUUAGUAUUUUUCACAGUUCACUUUCUUUUUUUUUUUUUUUUUUUAUAACAACAUGAUGGUAAAUGACAAUUUUCAUUUUCUGGUGAACAAUCCCUUUUUAUUAAAGCAUUUCUCACCUGAAAAUGGUGUUCAGCAGGAGAUUUGCUAAAUCUGUUUGGCUGUUUUGCAGUGCUGCAUAACUAUUAUAAAAGGUUAUACUUGGGUGCCAUCCACAUGCCUUAAAUAUGGUUUGACUCUGGCCAUCAAAGGCCAGGAGUGUAAACCCUACAAAAUGCACUUAAUUCUGCUGACACAAAUUUUCUAAUUUUGUUGGAGUGAAUAGAAUAAAAUGGUAAUAAGAUGGGGGCUCUAGAAGCGUUACUAUUUAAAACGACCUCUUCAAGCAUGUUUACCUGAAUUUUCUAGAAUUUGAUUACAUUUUGCUUAUAAUUCUGGUUGACAUUUUUUGCACAGUUUAAGCAUUUAAUUGUUGGUCAACCAGUUGUUUCUAGCUUUGAUAGAGGCAAAUAAUGAAUAAAAAAAGUCAACUGUAGAAUAUUGAAUAUUUUGUAUGUGUUUUGAAUUCAGCAUUUGCUUGAAUCUUUUUCAUUGCUGUUAAAAACUGUAUAGUUUGAUAUGUUGUUGUACAGAGAGAACUAUAAUUAUUGUACAUUUUCAUAUUGCAAUGAUUUCAUCAUUUAACUGUACUGUAUGCUGUAAUCACUGAAACUUAAAAGGGCAUUCUGCAAAACUACUUUGGACUGAUGUAACUUCCAAAAUACAGAGACAAAAAAAGCUUUAAACCAAAUCCAUGUGCAUCAAUGAUCGGUUUUGCACUUAUGUAUUUUUUUAUGACUUCUAUAAUAAAAGAGACGAGUGAAGA